Messenger RNA from Microthlaspi erraticum, 1437 nucleotides. The record is from the annotation of a GenBank genome assembly. Lineage: Eukaryota; Viridiplantae; Streptophyta; Magnoliopsida; Brassicales; Brassicaceae.
AUGGCUCGUUAUCGAGGGAGAUCGCUCAUCUCUUCCUUUGCUCUUCUUGUGAACGCAUUAACCAUAUCACCGAGCCACGGCUUUCUCGGCACCGAGAAAAAGAUUAAAUCAGCAGUUUUCUUAUCACCUAAACUGGUGAUGAAUCCAGGAUCAGUCGCAAAUGCUUUCUUCUCCGACAUGGAUUUCCCGAGAGGACACAUCGGCAUCAAAAGUUUCGACGCUGAACUAGUCGACGAAGCCGGAAACUCCGUCCCUCUACACGAGACCUAUCUUCACCAUUUUGCGGUCGCACCGGUCUACGCGCGUAAAGGUUUCAAGCUUUCGCAGCGAGACAUGCUUAGGAAUCUUGUUCUUGGUUCGAAGCAAGAUCCCGAUAGGAAUCUUGUUGCUGGUUGGAGUUCCGAUAUCGUUUUUGUGAACAACGCAGGGCUCUGCAAUAACCCGUUCAGGCCAUUAUUUGGAGUAGGAGGCGAAACAAGGAAGACCUCGACGUAUGUUCCUGAUCCUUACGCGAUCGAAAUCGGCAACCCCGAAGAGACACCUGCUGGAUUCGAGUUAAAAUGGCUAAUGAACAUUCACGCCAUAGACACGAGAGGCACUGUGGACAAAUUAGGAUGCGCGGAGUGCAGAUGUGAUCUGUAUAACGUAACCAUUGGUCAAGAAAUAAAACCUGAUUACAAAGGAGGUUACCACUGCUGCUCCGAUAAGACUCAGUGUCUAGUGAGAAACGGAUUUGACAAUGGGAAUAAAACAAGAAGUAUCUAUCUUAAGUAUACCGUGAGAUGGGUUGAUUGGGACAGCUCGGUUAUGCCCGCUAAGGUUUAUCUUCUCGAUGUUACGGAUUCUUGGGAAAGAAAAGAGGGAUCUACAGGAGAUAUCCAAGAACAUGAUUGCGCUGUGGAAUACGAUGUGAAACCGUGCAAAACCAAUGGCGAUGGAUGCGUUGAUGUCAAGAAGAAGAGCUUAAUGAUGCCGUUUAACGGGUAUAUUGUCCACGUCGGAGCUCACCUGCACUCAGGUGGUCUCGGCGCUUCUCUGUCCCGAGAGGGCGGUGAGGGAAUUUGCACUUCGAUGCCAAAGUAUGGCAAUGGAGUCGAACCGGGAAACGAAGCUGGUUACGUUGUUGGAAUGACGACUUGUUAUCCUCAAGAACCAGUGAAAGUUAGCUAUGGAGAGACUCUGACUAUGGAGUUUAACUACAGUAGUGCCAUUGGCCAUACCGGAGUUAUGGGAAUCUUUUACAUCAUCGUUGCUCAGCAGCUGCCUGAACCGGAGAUCUCCCUGCCUGCACUCUUUCAGGCACAGACGAAAAGCGAGAGCUUGUUAGCCUUUCUUGCGGUGACGAUGGUGGUCGCGGUUGUGGUUCUAACAGCCGCUGUGGUAUACCGGAGGCAGAACCGGGAAGAUGGCUACCAUUACCAAUCACUUAGCAUUUAA